AUGGCGGCGCCGCUAUCGAAAGAUGCGGACGAACAAACUGUGCCGCAAUCCAUACGUAAUCCUUCCGAUGGACCUUUACGAAAAUUAAGCGUAGACUUAAUUAAGACUUACAAGUACAUUAAUGAGGUAUAUUAUGCCACCAAGAAAAGAAGAGCUCAAGCAGCACAAAAUGAAGGUGGCAGUAGUCAUAAAAAAGAACGAAAGUUAGUUAACGAUGGUUACGAUGACGAAAACAAUGAUUAUAUCGUUCGAAAUAAUGAAGUUUGGAUGGAGCGGUAUGAUAUUCAUUCUCUCAUAGGGAAGGGAUCAUUUGGCGUGGUUGUUAAAGCUUACGAUCGACAACUUAAGGAUUACGUUGCUAUUAAAAUUAUCAAGAACAAAAAGCCGUUUUAUAAUCAGGCUCAGAUUGAAGUUCGUUUACUAGAGUCAAUGAAUAACGCCGGAGGGCAUGAUAAUUUUCAUAUUGUCCGAUUACUACGCCACUUCAAUUAUCGCAGUCAUUUAUGCUUGGUAUUUGAAUUGCUAUCUCAUAACCUUUAUGAGUUACUUCGAAACACGAAUUUUCAUGGAGUUUCUAUCAGUUUAGUACGAAAAUUCGCUCAGCAAUUAUGCAGAGCUUUGUGUUUCUUAUCCAGCAGCGAAAUAAGUAUAAUUCACUGUGAUCUGAAACCUGAGAAUAUUCUAUUGGUUAACUCUAAGCUUAGUGCUAUAAAGAUAGUUGAUUUUGGUAGUUCGUGCCGAUUAGGAGAACGCAUAUAUCAAUAUAUUCAGAGUAGAUUUUAUCGAUCACCGGAAGUUUUACUUGGGAUUCCGUAUGAUCUUGCAAUAGAUGUUUGGAGCCUUGGUUGUAUAUUAGUAGAAAUGCACACUGGUAAACCUUUAUUUAAUGGUGCUAAUGAAUUUGAUCAGAUUAUGAAAAUAGUUGAAGUUCUCGGGAUGCCGCCGGUAUCUUUGUUGGAUCGAGCAUCUAAAACUACGAGAUAUUUCGAUAAGUUACCUGAUGGAACUUACGUCCCUAAAAAGUCGAAGGAUUCUAGGAAGUAUCGUGCUCCAGGAUCGGUUAAAUUGGCAGACAUUCUUGGUGUUAAUACUGGAGGUCCUGGAGGACGUCGACUAAAUGAGGCUGGCCAUACAGUGAAUGAUUACUUAAAGUUUAAAGAUCUAAUCCAGCGGAUGCUAGAUUACAAUCCCAGAAAUAGAAUUCCUCCCCAUCAAGCUCAGCAACAUUCAUUCUUUAAGAGAACUGCAGAUGUUGGAACAAGUACUGCUGACGUAGCGAUAGACCACGAUGUUGCUGAGGAAUUACAAAAGCAUAAAUUAUCAAAUUUGCAUAAUGGAGAAGUAAGCAAGGAAUAUGAUCAAAUGUCAAAUCAGUCAUCUUCUGGCUACACUGGACCAAGUAGCGGUGGUAGUAGUGAUGGAUCAUAUUCAUGGCAUCAUUCAAUAGAUGUACAACAGCAACAACAACAAAAAUCGCAUCAAACGUCAAGUUUUUAUUCUAAUUAUCAAAGCUAUUCUAAUGAUGCCGAUCAGACGCUAGUAAAGACACAAUUCAGCAUUAGGUACACUAAUUCUACAGGUAAUGCACCUCAUGAUAUUGGUCAUCAGUCUGAUAGUACGAGUAGUUCCAGUAAUUCCAUCGUAAGAGGACAGCCUUCUAAGAAUGUUGUUCGGAGAACUUCUUCAUCGGAUGGAUCGAAAUUGCCUGGUAGAUGUAUCCAACAGAUCCCGUCGUGAU
Trichoplax adhaerens is the source of this 1738-nucleotide messenger RNA. RefSeq lists its product as uncharacterized. The transcript has 8 exons. Lineage: Eukaryota; Metazoa; Placozoa; Uniplacotomia; Trichoplacea; Trichoplacidae. Gene Ontology annotation, molecular function: protein serine/threonine kinase activity; ATP binding; protein serine/threonine/tyrosine kinase activity. The record is from RefSeq and is a predicted model, not a curated record. Gene Ontology annotation, cellular component: nucleus. Gene Ontology annotation, biological process: positive regulation of DNA-templated transcription; peptidyl-serine phosphorylation; protein autophosphorylation. Bases 1 to 1737 code for a protein of 578 amino acids.